GUAUUGGCAGCCAUGAGAGCUGAAGGUGGAGAACAAGCUGUCUUCCAUACUCUAAACCGUGCACGUGCACUCUACAGGAACAAAAUGCAAGCUAAUGCUGCUGUGGAUGAACUGGCCUCCUUGUUUGCGGAAUGUGUUAUAGCUGAAGCACAGCCUGUAGGAUCUGAGCCACCACAGCCUCAUGCAGCUGUUCCUUCUACUCUUCUUGAUGCUAAUGACACCUCCAUACUUGCGAUGACUGGGAGGAAGCAGAUUAUGUUAAAUGCCUUUGCAGAUGGAAGCAGCUUUGUCUGUUUGCAGUGUGGAGGCCUUGUCAGCAAUCUACGCAAGGAGGAACAUCUGGCAUACUGGUGUAGUCAGGUCUGAUCUCAAUUACAUGGGUUUCUUGCUUUUCUGUUGUUAUUUUUGUGCAUGUAUCAUCAUCAUCACUGGUGGCAGCAUCACCAUAAUCAUAUAAACAAUGAUUGGUGUUAUUUGCGGAAUUGCCUGGUCCAUAUUCCAGAUUGUCUGAAACACAUGGCACUAUUAGUGGAUCGAUCAUGAUAUAGAAGUGGGGUAGACUGUUGGAAACUUUUGUUUUCUGCUGAAAAAUUUGUAGCAUGCUUGAUGCUUGCAUGUGUUAUACUGUAUAAAACAGCAAUAGACACCAGCUGGAUUCUCCAGCUAAUUGAGUAUGUUCUGACAUUAAAGGAAGACUUCUUGGUCCA
Messenger RNA from Elaeis guineensis (African oil palm), 707 nucleotides. The record is from RefSeq and is a predicted model, not a curated record. Lineage: Eukaryota; Viridiplantae; Streptophyta; Magnoliopsida; Arecales; Arecaceae.